Messenger RNA from Topomyia yanbarensis, 2485 nucleotides. RefSeq lists its product as uncharacterized. Gene Ontology annotation, molecular function: guanyl-nucleotide exchange factor activity. The coding region runs from base 309 to 2429 and encodes 706 amino acids. NCBI's taxonomy places the organism in Eukaryota, Metazoa, Arthropoda, Insecta, Diptera, Culicidae. The record is from RefSeq and is a predicted model, not a curated record. Gene Ontology annotation, cellular component: cytoplasm. The transcript is spliced from 5 exons.
UUAACACACGCCACAAAACGGAAAAACCGGGGAAAGUCCUUUAUCACGAAACGUGGCACAUGAGUGAAGUGCAACUUUUUAAAGUGUUUUAUUUUUAACCGGGAAAGUUUCUAUAUCACAUCGGUCAGUUUGAGACAGGCAGGCUAUCAACUAUAUUAAACAUUUUCAUUUCCGGCGAAGCGCAAAUUAAAUCAAACUGAAAUGCAGAACUCAACUUUCAACGUUGGAUAACAAAGCCUUUCUACAGUGAAUAAGUGAUUUCAGCAAAGAGAAAUAAUUGUGGUGUGUGUGGAAAGUAAUCCGCAAAAAUGCAGAUGGAUAUUCCAGAAACGGGUGCCGUGUUUACACUGGGGAAAUCAUAUUUAGCCAGUAAUGUCGGCACGGUUCGGCGUCAUAGACUGGAGCCGAUAUCGGGGGACCAGGAUGAACCACUACAACCGAAGCGGCAGAGCAGUUCAUCAACUUCUUCGUCCGGUGCCCUCAUGAUAACUGCCACGGACGACGUGCCCCAGCAGCAGCAGCAGCAGCAGCACAACAAUACUACACUGACGGGACUCAGCCCACCGAGGCCAGCUUCGGUGCGGCAGCAGAGCUACUUUUUCAUUAGAAAUGAUCCGGUGGUUAAAAUUGUGUGCGGAAGCAAGCAGAGCGGAGUUGUUUGCGAAUCCGGUCGCCUGUUUGUUUGGGGCCGUAACCAUUACGGCCAGCUGGGGUUGGGCUCUACGGAGGACUUUCACAAACCGUCCUGUGUUCGCACGAUGAAGAAACUCCGGCAGCGUGUUCGAGAUGCACGAUUUGGAGGAAAUGGGUUCAGUUUGAUUCUGACGGAGGAAGGCAAAAUUUUCUACAGUGGAAAAAGCAUUUUCCCAUUCAACGCAAAAGUCGAAUCUCUCCUGGAAGCUGAUUCACUGAGUAAGUGCAGCGUAGAUAACAGCGAGUACACCAACAUUCCGGUGGAGUUGAAAGAAUUCGUCGAAUGUAUGGAAAAGGAAGACGAACUGGUCGUCGCGAUUGCCGCCGGAUUUUGUCACUUUAUAGCCCGAACCAGUGCCGGUAAUUGUUUCGGUUGGGGUUACAACAGUCACCAGCAGCUGGGUGGAGUUGACUCCUUGAAAAUCCUCACCAAACCAGACCGCCUCGGAGUAGAAGAACGCAUCGAACUUGUCGAAUGCGGCAACUAUUGCACCCUAAUGGUAUCCCGAACGGACCGACUCUACUUAACAGGAAAGUUCCAGAAGAUAUGCAUUCCAGUUAUCAAAGAACUUUCCAACAUUCGACUACCGGCAAAGGUUGUUGCUGUUCAAAUCACUAAAAAAGACGUAAUUUACCUCCUGUUAGAGGAUAACCAAAUAUAUAAAAGCAAUCGCAUUCAGAAGAUCGAAGAUCUACAGUUUCUUCGCCUGGAAAUACUCGAUCAGUUACUGCGACAGGACGAAUACCCCACGCAAAUAUCCCCGGCAAACAAUUUUACCUCAUUCGUAACAAAUCAAGGUCGCUUACUGACCACCUACGACGACGAUAGUCCGUUCACGCCAUCAGACCAUUUUCGAGAACUCGUAAAAUUCAAAGAUUUCACCGUAGCCAACGCAGCUAGCGGUUUAGAGCAUUCGCUGAUUCAAGCGUUCCCUAAAAAGAUCUGUUCACCAGCGAUUGAAGUCGGUUUUUGUGAAGCUAUCGAAACCAUCGAAGCUGCCAUCAAAAAUGAAGAGGAAAGACUUCGCAACGGCACACCGAUGCCAAAUUUGACAAAGAUACCAAUCGAUCUGAACGAUGAGUUUAUUCGGCAGGAGAAACGGCGGCUACGACAGGAACAAAUCGCCAAGGAACUUUCCAAGGACGAGUGCAUUCAGAUCGAAACGGAUGCCGACGACGUUCGGUUUAUCGACAAUGGAGUGGAUAUGACGCGACUGAUAGUUAUCUCCGAUGGUGACAACAACGAAAAUAGAGAAAAUCUUGGUGAACAGAUAAGGAACGAAAAGAAUCAACUACUUGAUUCCAAAUUACUCUUAAAUGGUGAAACCCUGCAAGAUAAAUGCAUGAUUGCUAAAACGUCGUCGCCGAACAUCAGCCAGCUAAUAGACUACAGUGAUAAUGGAAGCAUAUCGUCGCAAUCGACCUUCGAUGAUGAGGAUGAGUACGACGCUACUGAACCAACAAGAGAAAGUUAUAAAAUUAAAGCCUCGAAUGAUUCAAAUAAUAAUCACGCGGAAGAUCGUAAAUUAAGUCUUCAAAGUAAACUGGAAGGUAGUCAGGGUAGCGGGAAAUCAAAGGAGAAAAUGAGAAAGUUUCUAAAGGAAUUGAAAGCUAAGAGCAUGGACGUUAGUUGUCGUAAUGCUGGAACCGUUUUAAAUGACGAUUCCAAGUAUGCAAAAAAUGAUCUUGAGCCUCAAGGAGGGAAGCGACCAUUAAAAGUAUGCAGUUUAAUGUAAAAAAACAAAUUCAAAUUUCACGAAAUUCUGUAAUAAAAACGUUCUUGAAUCAAAAA